CGUUGGACGUCGAGGCGAAAAGACGUGCGCGUUGAAGCCUCAUUACUUGUUGCUUGAAUGUUUUUAGAAAAAUUGCGUUAAAUUAUAUCGGCUUUACCACCAAGUGAACGAAUCGUUAUGUCUCCGUGUCGUGUAGUGGCGUGUGUCGCCGCGUUGGUGGCUGUCUGCUGCGCCCCGGGGUCUGUCGAGUCUCUUGACCUCAAUCGACUUUAUGGACACCAUAAUAAACGCUCCGAAUACUGUCACCCCUACGAGCCAUUCAAGUGUCCAGUCGACGGAAACUGUAUCUCGAUUCAGUAUCUCUGCGACGGAGCACCGGACUGCAUUGACGGCUACGAUGAAGAUUCCAAGCUUUGCACGGCAGCUAAACGACCACCUGUAGAAGAAACCGCUUCAUUUUUACAAUCACUCAUAGCUUCGCAUGGACCCAAUUAUUUGGAAAAGCUGUUCGGGAGCAAGGCCAGAGAUGCCCUAGAACCACUCGGUGGCGUGGAGAAAGUCGCUAUUGCUCUAUCUGAAUCGCAAACCAUUGAAGACUUCGGUGCAGCUCUUCACCUGAUGAGAUCUGACCUCGAACACCUCCGCUCCGUAUUCAUGGCAGUUGAGAACGGAGAUCUUGGUAUGCUGAAAUCUCUUGGCAUCAAGGACAAUGAACUUGGCGACGUCAAAUUUUUCCUGGAGAAGCUGGUUAACACCGGUUUUCUCGAUUGAAUAGCACCGGAGUCGGCCUCUGACUACUACCACGUCGUCCAAUUUGGUCCCAUCAGCUCCUCAUUCUACAGCUAUCUUCCCUACGACUCCUUUAAAUAUAAGAGAAAUUGAAAUUUCUCUUUCCGCGCCCGUGAGAAUGGUGUAUGCUUGAAAUAAAUUUCACGAGAAGCACUUGUUCGUAUUCGUAAUCGUCUUCUACAACCGGCCACGUGGAAUCGAUUCGAAUCGAACGAUUGCAUCUCAAUUUUUAUUAAAUAUCUCGAAUAAAUCGCUGCGUCUCACGCAUUUCUACAUUUAAAAUCAUUUAGGUAGUCGAUAACGAUUAAUUUUCGAAUAACAGUAGGAUAAGUAGAUAUAUUUUAUCUAUUGUAAAAUAGGCUUUAUUUUAACUUUUUUUAAACCUGAGUUUUGACCAAGGAAAUACUCGCGUCUACAUCAUGGAAGUGCUAAUAAAAAUGCUAUUUCCAAAUAGUAUAGAAUGUCUAACAUCAGUAAAACUAGUAGUAAAAAAAAUAUUACGUGGUAUGUUUAAAAGCACUGUUCAUGAUCUUGGUUACAACUUUUUUUCGCUACGUUUGAGAGAAUGAAUGUCGCCCUUAAUGCAAAAUAUACCUAAGGCUUUCUACCCCAAAACGAUGUCAGAGGCGACUCCAUUGAUACGGCAAUGUCCAAAAAAAUAAAGGAAUAUAUUAUCUUAACGUCAAAAGAAUAUUCAUUUCUUAGGUAGAUAUAUAGAAAAUAUGUAUAAGGAAAAGUAAGGAAUGCAUGCGCUUUGUAUCUGGCUUUUGGAAAAUAUUCCAAAGUAGGACCACGAGAACAUAUCAUUGUAACUUAGAACUAUUUAAUAUAUUAUAGAUAACAAUCAGUAGUGGAUAAAGUACAAUUAUUUUAAUAUGAUCGGUAUUGUAGUGUUUAUGAAACAUUUUUAGAUCUUUUUAGUAAUUAGUGGAGUUCGAUACAUAUCAAGCAUCGACGGUGCUCCAUUCAACACAUACAUAUCAAAAUUAUGUGAUUUAAUAUAUGUUAGAACGUGUUAUUUAAUAAAUAUAGUAUAUACGUAGUGGAGAACAAAUCAUAACUUUCUAUCUUUAUGGCUACGGUUUUGAAAUUCGAAUUAAUUCUUACAUUUGUCUUUUUAAAACUUUUGUCAAAUGCGGGCUACGGUGACAACGAAAUGAUGCUUUAUGCAAAUGAGUAGGCUUAUAUUCUGGCGAUUGAGAAUUAAAAGCGUAGUUUAUAAAAAAUAUAACAUCAAAUAUAUUCUUACUAAAUUAGAUAGAAAUAUGGUGUGAAUAACAAAAUUUUACAAAGCGCAAUAAGGAAAGGAGACACAUAAAAAUGCGAAGAUUUAAAAAAAAAAAUCGUUAUGGAUAUUUUUCAUUUGUGCCCUAAGGCCACAGAUUAAAUCGGUAGGAUUGAAAAGAGUGUGUACAUGCCUGUAUUUGUCAGAAGUUACUUGAGAAAUCUUUACAAUUCCUACUCUAAAUAUCACGUAGGUAAUAUAUAGCAGCUACAUAUUACAUUUAAAGUAGCGAACAUCUUUUUAAGGGUAAAACCGUAUAUUUAACUUGCGUCUGAUCUCUAUAAUUAUAUAGUUUUAAGGACGGUGUUGUCUAUAAAUCUUUAUCUCUAUUAGUUAAUGUGUUUUGAUCUAUGUAUAUGGCUUAUCUGUUCUUAAAAGACAAAUAAAUAAAUGAAUCAUCUCGAA
This is a messenger RNA of Vanessa atalanta (red admiral), 2419 nucleotides long. Its product is annotated as IDLSRF-like peptide. The record is from RefSeq and is a predicted model, not a curated record. The transcript is spliced from 5 exons. The coding region runs from base 118 to 711 and encodes 197 amino acids. Gene Ontology annotation, molecular function: protein binding. NCBI's taxonomy places the organism in Eukaryota, Metazoa, Arthropoda, Insecta, Lepidoptera, Nymphalidae.